CUACUGCAUUGCUUUGGAUUUCGUGUCCUUAUAUUUGAGCAUCGCUUUCUUGUUCUAAGAGUUUCCAUGAAAUCUGAAUCUUUGACAAACAAGAACACACAAGAACAUGAAUAUUGACGAUGCAUUCAAUCAAUUGGGAAAGUGGGGACGUUAUCAAACGCUGAUUUAUAUCGUUGUGUUGACUGCGUCUCUGCCAAAUGCUUUUACUACACUGCAGUUUGCUGUAAACCACUUUGAACCAAAUCACCGUUGUAGAUUACCGGAUAAAAUUGAAAACAUAUUGAAAAACAACUCAAACGCCAGGGAGAAAAUUCUUGAUCAUUUCAUACCCGAGGAAGUCGGCAAUUACGGACUGAUAAGAAGAAGUAAAUGUCACAUGUAUAACAGGAAUUAUUCUACACAAUUGUCUUUGAUAAAUCUCAACGAAUCUUAUGACAUCAUACCAUGUACCAAUGGAUACAUAUUUGAUAUGCUGCCUAAUCAUGAUACCGCAGUUACCGAGUUUGAAAUGAUAUGCAACAAUGAUUGGAAAUCACCCCUAGCAAUUACGUUAUUCCAAUGUGGAAUGGCAAGUGGAUCUGUGGCCGGCAUUCUUGCUGACAGGUAUGGUAGAAGACCAGUAUACUUACUCGCAAGUUUGACUCAGAUUGGAUCCAUGGCGCUCACAGCUGUUGCUUGGAACUAUUAUUUAUAUUUAACUGCAGUUUAUAUAAGUGGUGUGUCAGGAUUGAUAAAUUACGUUGUUGCUUUUGUUUUAGCGACGGAAGUUAUUUCGGUGAAAUCCAGAAAUUUUAUGGCAGUUGGUUCAAUGUAUUCAUAUUCAAUUGGAUAUGUUCUUGUGCCGUUAAUUGUCUAUUACACACAACACUGGCGUUUAUAUGUCUGGGCAUCUAUGGCAUUGGGUGCUGUGCUAUACGUACCGGGCUACUGGUUGUUCCCCGAAUCACCACGUUGGCUAUUGAGAGUUGGUAGGACAAAUGACGCGAUCAUGGGACUGAAAAAAAUGGCAAAGAUGAACAAAAAGAAUAUUGAUUUUGCAGAAUUGAAAAAAACACGUGUUGCUGAUUCUCACGUUAGAAUUGCAUCGCCGUCCGGGCCACUUGAAACCCUUCGCAUAAUUUUCAAAUCUACAUUAACCUCCAGAUUUCUAGCAGCUUUCUUUGUAUGGUUUGUAACAGGUCUCGUGUACUACGCCAUAUCGUACCACUCAAAGAGCUUCAGUGAUGAUCGGUACUUGAACAUAUUGUACUGUGGAUUGGCGGAAAUACCAGCAUAUGUCAUUAGUUUUUAUGCUGUGAAUAGGCUUGGUCGUCCAAGAUGCACUACUGUUUUUCUUCUAACAUGCGGAAUUUUUAGCAUUAUUCUUCCAUAUUUACCAGAAGAGCUGUCUUUGAUCAGAACAGUGAUAUCAGUAAUUGGGAAAGGCGCUGUAAGUGGAGUUUUCUAUAUUAUCUACCUGAACACGUCCGAAAUAUCCCCCACUUUACAAAGAAGUGCAUCAAUGAGUAUUGCCUCCUUCUGCUGUCGUGUUGGAGCGUUCAUCGCACCAUUUGUUAUGUUUAUGGGCAAAAUUCAAUAUUCCAUACCUAACUGGAUAAUGGGUGGAAUAACAAUUCUGAGCGGAAUCAUUUGUAUCAUUUGCAUUCCGGAAACAAUGGGAGUGAAGAUGCCAGAUACAGUUCAACAAGCUGAAAGUAACAAACGAUACUAUGGAUUGAAUAUAUGUCAAAAAUUCCAGUCGAAUACGAUUAACAGUUCAAACAAAGAUAAUCACGCGGAGAGGGAAUUGUUAACUUUGUGAAUAACUUCAACUGCGUCACUUUUUUUUAAAAUGAAAACUUUUAGAUCAUAUUUGUAUACAUACAGGAUUAGCACCAUAGCCAUAUUGUUUGCUGUAUAUUCAUAACUAGUACCAACUUUAUACAAUUAGUGUCAGUUGACGAAAUAAGGAAGCAAAAAUGGAGACAUUCAAAUGGUCUAUUUCUUAGCUAUUGAAUUCGAUACGCCUUCUAAAACUUGAGUGUAAAUAAUACGGAAUUUUUCAUACAUAGAAAAUUGGUUAACUAAUCUAAUUUAUUCACUCCUCCAUAUUUAGUAUUUAUCCGAUUUCUAUUUGAAGCUCUAAAUACGGAUGAAAUUACUAUGACUACUUUGUUGAAUGGAGAUUACUUGAUCGUAUUUUGUAAUGGAAAUAAUUGUGUGGUUGUAUCAUUGAUAGUAGUUUUGUGACAGUGACGACCUGAACACAGACACCAAUGCAUAUUCAACAGACUCAUAUCUUACCGUGAGUUAGCACGCAUUCUCUCAUAGCACUGAGUGGGCAUAGGGGAAUGAAAUGAAAAACAGAUUUUGCUUAAUCCAAGAGUCUGACUCAUGUCCCAUGAAAAAAUAGAUCAACAAAACGUCCAGCUUUGAAUAUGUUGUUGCAUCAAUCACUGGCCUUUAUAUUAUUCGUGCAUUUUUUUUUCGGAUCGGUAUUACAACCAUACGCUAUAUUUGAGUACUGAGGGUAUGGCGUUUCAG
Styela clava is the source of this 2523-nucleotide messenger RNA. RefSeq names its product solute carrier family 22 member 4-like. NCBI's taxonomy places the organism in Eukaryota, Metazoa, Chordata, Ascidiacea, Stolidobranchia, Styelidae. The record is from RefSeq and is a predicted model, not a curated record. Gene Ontology annotation, molecular function: transmembrane transporter activity. Gene Ontology annotation, cellular component: membrane. Gene Ontology annotation, biological process: transmembrane transport.